AUGCAGCAGCAGCAGCCACAACAACAACAGCCACAACAAAUGCAACCUCCACAACAACAACAGACCAUUCAUCAACAACAACAGCAGCAGCCACAACAACAACAGCAAGUUCCAAUGCAACAGCCACAACAGAUGAUGCAACAGACCGUUCCACAGUUACAACAACGACACGCACAGUUGCAACAACAGUCUGGUCUAAUACAGACCAACAUCAACAAGAUACAGGGCUACCUCAAGCAAUUGACGACGCCUGGCGCCCCAUUGCAACCAAAUGCCGAGGCUGCCAUCCCCAAGCUGCGAACCGAUCUGAAUACCCUCGUGAAUCAACAUCAGCAGGUGCACCAAAUCAUGUCGCAUUUGACACAACAGAUACAACAACAACAGCAACAACAACAAGUACAACAACCUCUACAGCCUCAACAACAGCAACAACAAAUUCCACAAGAGCAACAACAACAAUCAAUGAUGCACUAUCAACAACAACAACAACAAGCUCAACAACAACAAGCUCAGCAGCAACAACAGCAUCAAGCUCAGCAACAACAACAACAACAUUUGUUGGCCCAACAACAACAACAACAACAGCAACAACAGUUGCAAAUGCAAGCCCAGGCCCAGGCCCAAGCUCAAGCUCAAGCCCAAGCACAUGGUCAGGUCCAAGUCCAACCAACACAACAACAGAUACAACAACAACAACAACAACAACAACAAAUGCAACCACCUCUACAGGGCCAGAUGAUGCAGGGUCAGAUGCCAGGCCAGAUGAUGCAGGGUCAGAUUCCAGGCCAGAUGAUGCAGGGGCAGAUACAGGGACAGAUCCAGCCUGGACAACAGGUGCUUCAAUCGCCACAACCUCAACAGAUUGUACAGCCACAACAACAGACAUUCAUCCAACCUAACGUCUACCAGCAUCAGUUGAAGCUGCUCAAUGACAGGUUCGUCCAGCUGAACACCAAUCUCCAGACGUGCCAGCAACACAUGGUGCACCUUCAGUCGCAGCCACAGAUGCCCAACGUCCAGCAGCAGAUGUCUGGCCUGCAGGCACAGAUGAAUGCCGAUCGACAACAUCUGCAUAACAUCCAACUCAUCCUAACAUCAUCUCAACCACAGCAACAAUUGUACAUCCAACAACUCAUUCAACAGCAGCAACAACAACAACAGAUGCAACAAGUACAGAUGCAACAGCAGCAGCAGGUACAGCAGCAACAGAUGCAACAACAACAAGUACAACAACAGCAACAACAACAAUCAAUGCCACAGCCCAUGGCCAUGGCAAAGAAUCCUUCAUCACCGCCUGUGUCAACCAAGGUCGAGAAGAAGAGCAGCAAGACAAAGGAGAAGUCAUUGUCGUCUCAUUGGACGACCGAGGAGCAUACACUGUUCCUGGAGGCCGUCGCCAAGUACGGCAUCAAGGAUUACCAUCAGAUAUCACAGCACGUCAAGACGCGUAAUCAUAACCAGGUGCGCACUCACGUUGCCACCUACAACAAGAACCAAAAGAAGGAUGCGCUAAAGUCGUCGACGACCAGCGCCAGCACACCACAGACGUCCGAGACCUUCUCGUCGCCCUCACUUCCAAUACCCAGUUCGCCACCAUCCCAACAAUCACCGCCAGCCGAGAACACAGCCGCCACACCAAUUUCACAGCAACAACAACAAUUACAUCAACAACAGCUACUACAACAACAACAACAGCUUGCUGGUGGCACUGUGCAGUUCUAG
Acytostelium subglobosum LB1 is the source of this 1722-nucleotide messenger RNA. RefSeq lists its product as hypothetical. The record is from RefSeq and is a predicted model, not a curated record. NCBI's taxonomy places the organism in Eukaryota, Evosea, Eumycetozoa, Acytosteliales, Acytosteliaceae. Bases 1 to 1722 code for a protein of 573 amino acids. The transcript has a single exon.